Molecule: messenger RNA, 2070 nt
Organism: Penicillium brasilianum
Lineage: Eukaryota; Fungi; Ascomycota; Eurotiomycetes; Eurotiales; Aspergillaceae
Source: the annotation of a GenBank genome assembly
CCGCUCUCUCCGCUCCUCCGCAUCCUUAACUUACCUACACCUCCUCAUUCUUGUACUGACUGCUCACCUUCUGUUUCUCUUCUCUUCCUAUUUGAUCAAUCUCUCCCGUCUUCCGUUACCCUGACAAUGUCUCUCCCAACAAACGUCCACAUCUCCACCCACCCCUGCCUCCAGGCGAAGCUCUCCCAGCUCCGUUCCCAAAGCACCACCCCGCGCGAGACCAGGGCGCUGGUCGAAGAGAUUGCCUCUAUUCUAGGUGUAGAGGCUUUUGCCCAGGGACUGACAUUGACCAAGACCGGCACUGACCGCACCCCGCUCGGCGUUGAAUAUGAAACCUCGACCACUGAGCCGGCAGAUCUGGCUCUGGUUCCGAUCCUCAGAUCUGGACUGGGCAUGAUUGAUGCGAUAACCUCCCUCCUCCCCACCGCCGUCCCCAUCUACCACCUUGGCCUCUUCCGCGAGCCCGUCGGCCUCCAACCGGUAGAAUACUACAAUAACCUUCCCUUUCACAAAUCCGCCCUCUCCCCCGCCAGCCCCGCCUCUACAGACCCGACCACCAACACCGCAGCCUCAACGCUGGCCAUCCUUCUGGACCCCGUCAUCGCGACGGGUGCCACCGCCGAUGCUGCGAUCCAGACACUCCGGGACUGGGGCGUGCAGCGAGUGAUCAUGAUUAGCGUGUUGGCGAGUGUGGAGGGGGUGAAGAGGGUUGCCGGGAGUUGGGAGGGGGUGCAGAUUUGGGUGGGAGCGGUGGAUGAGAAGGUGAAUGAGAAGGGAAUGAUCGUGCCGGGUGUGGGGGAUAUCGGAGAUCGGUUGUUUGUUGCACUGGGGAAGUAGACGCAACGUAGUAGGCGGUUCCUUGACAGACGGAGGGGGAGAACAAGGACUUGAAUUUUUAUCGGAUUUGGAACCAAAUGAGCAAUUAGGAUUGAGAUAUAGCUACGGCACGAAAGACUUGAUAUUAAAUAGGAAUUGGUUCCAGCAAGAACGAGGUUGAACGCGUUGUACUACCUUGUAUGUCUGUACCGUGAGAGAAGAUUGUCCCCGCCAAAAUGUUGUAUUCAUCGAUUACGUAUAGUACAUGGAAAUAAUUCAAAGAUAUAGAGAGAAAACAUCAAAUAAACAUGUGCAAAUGAAACCAAGAUGCUGAACCAAGAUGCUGAGAAAAAGAUAAUGUAAAAAGCAAAACCAGAUUGCAAGCAGAUCGCAAGGCGGGGGGAAGACACAGCGCAGGAUCAAAUCAAGUCAAAUCACGCAGAUGCAAUCAAAACGAAUACAAGCGGUCGAGUCGACAAGCAUGAAGCUUGCUUCCUGUAAAUCUCCUGGUCGGGAGUAAAGAGAAAGAGACGGCGACGCGCAAGAAAGGACAAAAAAAAGGACUGCGAAAAAAAGCAGGCACGGGAAAAUCCAACAUCAAAAAGGUAUCAAGAGAUUCAACAAAAAAGCUGACAGAUGGACUGACUGGGGGGCACGAUUAGGGGCUAGAAAGUUGUCGCAAAGCACAAGGCAGUCAAAGAUGAUAAUAGAACUCCAUCGAGUGCGAGACGAGCACACAGGUCCAGCCAGGUGUCGAAAAGGCAGAGCCAAGAAAAACAGCGCAAGUGAACACCACACCGGACUCCCAGGUUGGAAAACGAGGAAGGGAGAGAGACGAAAUAGAAAACAAACGCGAGAAGAUGCAACCCAGAAUUUAAAAGCAGAAAGUCAGGAAUCACCACACGGGCGUCGCGACGGCGGUAUCUCCCAAAGCCAAAGCCCAAAACACCCCGCCUAGCCCAUUGGCAUUUAUCCAUUCCUGAGUUUCCCAUGUGUCCCAAUGAAAGCGUCCAGAUAAUUAGAGUAAUAAAAAAAAAAAAAAAGCCCGGAAGACUAUUGGGGAAAAAAGCGGUCGAAAGAAGAAAAAAAGUCAAAGAGAGUAGAGAAGUGUUUAGUACGCGGUGCCGACGCUGGCGAGCGACUUGGUGGACACCGCGUGAAUCGGCUGAUCCUUUGCCACACGCAGAGAAUCUUCAUAGCCGACAAGAGCCUGGGAGUGCAGCUUGAAUGACUCGCCCAUCAGCUUGGUAAUUC